AAUUUCUUAAAUUUCUUGUAACCCUUCAUUACUAGACCAAUUUCACUGCUAUGUCGAUAAUUAUACGUUUUGAAGAAUUCCUCCGUUUACCUAGCUUCUUUUCUCGAAACAUUGGCAUUAUACUAUGGGGUCAGAGAGGUAAACUUUUCGAUCGCUUCAUGUUCUACUUCUCUUCAAUCAACCUAUUUCUAACACUUCUUGCCGAGUUAUGGUAUAUCAUUUCAACUAUCAGCACUGACUUUAUAACGGCCAUCAUGGGUUUGUCGUACGUCUCGUUCGUGGUGCUUGCUGAGGUUAAGUUUUACUAUUUAAUCAAAUAUGAUAUGAAAGUCAGCACAGUUUUAAAGCGUUUGAAUGCACUUUUUCCGCACACCAAAGAGGAACAAGAGAACAUACAAUUAAUUAAAUACUUGAAGAUGAGCAAAUUCUACACAUUGUUCUAUACGGUCACAUUCAUGCUGGUUAUAUGGACGUACAACCUGUACACGGUAUCGCAACGUUUUAUCUACACGAAGAUAUUGCAAGUACGCGAAAUCGAACGUGAAUUACCCUAUCCGGCUAUAUACUUCUGGAAUUGGCAAGAUAACUGGAGCUAUUUUAUGCUCUAUAUAUCACAAAGUUUAGCUGGUUGGCACGCGACUUGUGCACAAAUUCUGACAGACUUGCUCAUCUGUAUUUUGAUUUCACAUUUGAUAAUGCACUAUGAUCACAUUGCGCGCAGUUUGCUGAAUUACCAGUCAAAAUUUGCUGAGUUGUAUGGUAAGGAGAGCACGAUGAAGUGUAUGCCUAAGUUGGCAAGAGUAAUGAUGGAGGAGAGAGCAGUGCGUGCGGAUAUGAAAUUUUUAGCUGAUAUUAUUGCUUAUCACACGGAAUUGUUGAGUUUGACCGAGUCGUUGAAUGAUGUCUUUGGUGUGCCACUCUUUAUGAAGUUUAUGAGCUCUUCGGCUAUAAUUUGCUUUCUUGGCUUUCAAAUGACAGUUAACCGGGGUUUCGAUCUACUCACAAAAUUGGCGCUCUUCUUUAUACUCUCCGUGCUGCAAGUAUAUCUCAUCUGUCAUUUUGGACAGCUGCUAAUCGAUGCGAGCACAAAUGUGUCAACAGCUCUUUAUUCCCAAGAUUGGACCAAUGCCGAUGUACGUUAUCAGAAAAUGCUUGUACUAAUUAUAAAGCGUGCACAGCGCUCAGCCACAUUAAAGGCAACAAAUUUUAUAAUUAUUUCCAGGGCAACCAUGACCGAAAUAAUGCAAAUGUCUUACAAAUUCUUUGCACUCAUACGUACCAUGUAUAAUGAUUAAAUUAAAAUAUAUAAUAUGUUUAUAUUAAUAUUGUAGCAAUAUUUUUGA
Ceratitis capitata (Mediterranean fruit fly) is the source of this 1343-nucleotide messenger RNA. RefSeq names its product odorant receptor 85c-like. Gene Ontology annotation, biological process: sensory perception of smell; detection of chemical stimulus involved in sensory perception of smell. Bases 51 to 1295 code for a protein of 414 amino acids. Gene Ontology annotation, cellular component: plasma membrane. Gene Ontology annotation, molecular function: odorant binding; olfactory receptor activity. NCBI's taxonomy places the organism in Eukaryota, Metazoa, Arthropoda, Insecta, Diptera, Tephritidae. The transcript has 4 exons. The record is from RefSeq and is a predicted model, not a curated record.